AUGAAGUCCCGAAAACGCGUCGCUGUUGACCAGCUCAAAGACGCCAUAAGGGCAGAUUCCGCCGAGCCGUGCCUUCCAGGCUCGCUGCACAAGCCCUUGUCCUCCGAUCAUCUUAGUCCCCCUCUCAGCCCACAAUCCACCUCUGGACACCAAAGCUCAGUGGGAAUGGAGCGCAUCUUUACUCUUUCGCCAACUCCGACUGCUGUCCUCGACAAGGAUUUACGGGUUAUCUUGGUUUCGGCGUCGUCUCGGAAGCUUUGCAAUGUCGAGCCGGACGAGUGUCGCGGCCGUGCCUUUUUGGAUGGGCUCGACCAGAGGUUAAUGCCGACAAACCACGCAAUAACCGCCAAACUCGUCCAGGACGCAAUUGUAACCCGCAAGGAGCAGAUAUCUGAGCCAGUGCCGGGAACUGAUCUACCAGGAUACUGGCGGCUCCGAGUCCUACCGAUAUUUGACGCCGACGAGCUUGUGUACAUCGUUGUGGAAGCUCAAGACGUCACAGAAGACGUGCAAAGGAAUUUGAGUUACUCAACUCAAUUGUCCUCUGCUGAAACUUACCGUAUCUUGGUCAGCACCCUUCGCGACUAUGCUAUUUUCAUGCUCACCCCCGACGGGCGUAUCGCAACCUGGAACACAGGCGCAAUGCUUCUCAAACAGUUUACCCAGGAAGAAAUCGUCGGCAAACACUUUUCAACGUUCUACAGCGAGGAAGAUCGAAAAGCGCGGAAACCGGAGAAAGAGCUAGAACUGGCUCUGCGCGAUGGGAAGGUGGAAGAUGAAGGAUGGCGAGUCCGAAAGGAUGGCUCUCGAUUUUGGGCCAAUGUCAUCAUAACCCCCGUCUAUCGGGACGGAGAAUUGACCGGGUUCAGUAAAGUUACCCGGGACCUCACCGAGCGGAAGGCAGCAGAAGCACGGCUGAUCGCUGCCUACGAGGAAGCUUCACGGUUGAAGUCCGAUUUCCUCGCCAAUAUGAGUCAUGAGAUUCGCACCCCCAUGCAUGGCAUGUUGUCUGCGCUUUCUCUUCUGACAGACACCGGGCUUUCAAAGGAGCAAAAGGAGCUGACUGAUAUCAUCGAUGAAUCCGGCGCCAUAUUGUUGCAGGUCAUCAACGAUAUUCUAGAUUAUUCAAAGCUUAGUUCCGGCUCCUUUUCGAUCAGCAAGGAUGUUCUAAACAUAUCCGAGGUUGUUGCGGCUGUCAGGAGGUGUUUCAAGGUCGGAUCGAACAACGACCUGAAGUUGGAGGUCGAAUUGGACCCUCGUUUGCCCAAGUUCGCUCAGGGCGACGCUCUUCGGUACAGACAGAUCUUGCAGAAUCUGGUGUCCAAUGCCAUCAAGUUUACAGAUCAAGGCUACGUCCAGGUGAAAGUCACACUCACCGGCGAAAAUGAGGACUCGUACGACAUCAGAACAGAGGUUAUUGAUACCGGAAUAGGGGUGUCGCUGGAGUCAGAGCACAUCCUGUUCACUCCCUUCACUCAAUUGGACAAGUUCUCGACGAAACGGUACAAAGGUACUGGACUUGGUCUGUCAAUCUGCAAGAGUCUUGUCGAAUUAAUGGGAGGUACCAUCGGAUUUGGUCCAAAUCCCGAACAGCAUGGGAGCAUCUUCUAUUUCACUCUCAAGCUAAAUAAAUUGGAUGCGAGAGCUCCAGCGCCGCCCAUCCCGAAUACGUCCGAUACCGAUCUGAAGGAGCUGGGGCAAAAGAAAACGAUACUUCUCGUGGAAGACAAUGCCAUCAAUCAAACCAUCAUGGUUCGUUUGUUAAGAGCAUUUGGUUUCGAAAAGGUGGAUGUUGCUGGCGACGGUCAAGAAGGAUUACGACUGGUAAAGCAGAAGCCACUGACAUACAACCUGAUCCUCAUGGACAUAAGCAUGCCAGUGAUGGAUGGAGUUACCGCAACCAAGGAGAUUCGAAGACUAGGCCAUUCCAUACCAAUCAUCGCAAUGACCGCCAAUGCAUUGAAAGGAGACGAAGAAGCAUACCUCGCAGAGGGUAUGAAUGACUAUGUCGCCAAACCUGUGGACAGAAAACUUCUCACGCAAGCCCUAUUAAGAUGGCUGCGGUAG
Capronia epimyces CBS 606.96 is the source of this 2067-nucleotide messenger RNA. RefSeq lists its product as uncharacterized. The record is from RefSeq and is a predicted model, not a curated record. Gene Ontology annotation, biological process: phosphorelay signal transduction system; phosphorylation. The coding region runs from base 1 to 2067 and encodes 688 amino acids. Gene Ontology annotation, molecular function: phosphorelay sensor kinase activity. NCBI's taxonomy places the organism in Eukaryota, Fungi, Ascomycota, Eurotiomycetes, Chaetothyriales, Herpotrichiellaceae. The transcript has a single exon.